Camelina sativa (false flax) is the source of this 1521-nucleotide messenger RNA. The record is from RefSeq and is a predicted model, not a curated record. Lineage: Eukaryota; Viridiplantae; Streptophyta; Magnoliopsida; Brassicales; Brassicaceae.
AUGGAUCCAAAAGAGAAGAAACAAAAGCUUGACACAUCAGAAAUCGCAAGUCCCUCUCUCUCAAAGACGCAGCAUCUAAAGGUGAAGAAGAAGAAGACGAAGAAGCAAAAAAAUCAGAAAAUCACAAGUCCCUCUCUCGAUCUGUCAAAGAAUCAAGAUUUGGUAAUCGCAAGUCCCUCUCUCGAUCUGUCAAAGAAUCAAGAUUUGGUAAUCGCAAGUCCUUCUCUAUCAAAGAUUGAUGUGGGAGAAGCGAUGAAGAAGCAAAACGAUGUCGCUAUAUUCCUUGCCGAGAAAGUAAUCUCUGCCGUAGCCAAAAACUCUAAUUUCGUCUUCUCUCCUGCAUCAAUCAACGCCGUACUCACCAUGGUUGCUGCUAGCUGUGGUGAAGAAGGUGAAGAACUAAGAUCCUUCAUCCUCUCCUUCCUUAGGUCUUCCUCAACGGAUGAACUUAACGCAGUUUUCCACAAAAUUGCUUCCGUUGUACUCGCUGACGGAAGCAAACAAGGCGGCCCCAAGAUCGCUGCGGUUAAUGGAGUUUGGAUUGAUCAAUCUCUACCUGUUAGUCCUUUGUUGAAAGAUCUCUUUGAGAAUUUCUUCAAGGCUGAUUUGGCUCAAGUUGAUUUCCGAUCCAAGGUAAACAUAUCAAAUUCAAUGUUUUUUAUUUUGCUUAUAAUCUUUGGUUCCCCCUUCGGUUGUGGUUUUGUGACUAUGUGUUUUUAUUUUGUUGUGUUGAAGGCUGAAGAAGUGCGUAUGGAGGUGAAUUCUUGGGCAUCAAGUCACACUAAUGAUCUCAUCAAAGACCUUCUUCCUCGUGGAUCAGUAACAAGCCUAACCGACUGUGUUUAUGGUAACGCAUUGUACUUUAAAGGAGCCUGGGCAGAUAAAUUCCAAAAGUCAAUGACGAAACGCAAACCUUUUUACCUUCUCAAUGGAACAUCAGUGUCUGUGCCAUUCAUGAGAAGCUCUAGUAAACAAUACAUUGAGGCUUAUGAUGGUUUCAAGGUCCUCAGCCUUCCUUAUCGAGCAGGCUGUGGUGACCGCGACUUCUCAAUGUAUUUCUAUCUCCCGGACGACAAGAAAGGUGGAUUGGAUAAUCUUUUGAAGAAAAUGACAUCUACUCCUGAAUUCUUGGAUAGUCACAUUCCCGAAAGCAAAGUUAAUGUUGGUAAAUUUAGAAUCCCAAAGUUUAAGAUCGAAUUCGGGUUUGAAGCUUCAAGUAUUUUCAAUGACUUUGAGCUUGAUGUGUCAUUGUACCAAAAAUCAUUGAUUGAAAUCGAUGAAGAAGGCACUGAAGCUACUACUUUUACUCGUGGUGGACUCCGUGGCUGCUGUAUCCUGAAGAAGACGUUGGAUUUUGUAGCCGAUCAUCCAUUUUUUUUCUUGAUUAGAGAAGACCAAACCGGAACUGUUUUGUUCGCUGGUCAAAUCUUCGAUCCUUCCAAGUCUUCUUCUUCUGCUUAGGACCAGGCUUUACCGGAUCAGAUUCUGCUAUUCUAAGAUUUGGUUCUUUCUCUAGUUUUU